Cynocephalus volans (Philippine flying lemur) is the source of this 1377-nucleotide messenger RNA. It is a transcript of the gene ZNHIT2, whose product is annotated as zinc finger HIT-type containing 2. The transcript has a single exon. The coding region runs from base 125 to 1336 and encodes 403 amino acids. The record is from RefSeq and is a predicted model, not a curated record. Lineage: Eukaryota; Metazoa; Chordata; Mammalia; Dermoptera; Cynocephalidae.
CCUCGGCAGCUUUGCCUCGCCUAAACUUCUAUUCCAUCGGUUCCAGGCGGAAGUCAUCGGAGCGCCGGAAGUUCCCCAGCUACCGCAGGAAAGCGCUCGCGGGUAGCACGCGGCGCCAGUUGCCAUGGAGCCGGCCGGGCCCUGCGGUUUCUGCCCGGCCCGGGAGGCCCAGCCAGCGCGCUACACCUGCCCGCGCUGUAACGUGCCCUACUGCUCGCUGCGCUGUUACCGGGCGCAUGGCACCUGCGCCGAAGUCUUCUACCGAGAACAGGUGCUGGGAGAGCUCCGCGGCCGCAGCGCCUCGCCCAGCCGCCUGGCCAGCGCCCUACGCCGGCUGCGUCAGCAACGCGAGACCGAGGACCAGCCCGAGGAAGCAGGCCUCAGCCCUGGCCCGGCGCCCGGCGGCCUCUCAGGACUCUGGGAGCGGCUGGCGCCGGCGGAGAAGGCGACCUUCGAGCGGCUGCUGAGCCGCGGCGAGGCCGGGCGGCUGCUGCCCCCGUGGCAGCCGUGGUGGUGGGGCCACGGGGCCGGACCACGGCUUCUGGAGGAGCUGGAUGAUGCUCCGGGCAAUGACGCUGCGGAGCUGGAGCCCGCCCCUGCGAGGACCCCGCUGGAAUCCGUGAGGAAUGCCGCUCCUGCGGAGCCCGUGGCCGCUGAGCCAGUUCUUGGAGACGCCCCGGGGGCCUGCACGCCUUCCGUGCCCACCCGCAUCCCCGCGCUGGCCAGCCUGAGCCGCGGCCCGGUCUCUCCGCUCGUGCGCUUCCAGCUGCCCAACGUGCUGUUCGCCUACGCGCACACUCUCGCCCUGUAUCAUGGUGGUGACGACGCACUGCUCUCCGACUUCUGUGCCACGCUCCUCGGCGUCUCUGGAGCCCUGGGCGCCCAGCAAGUCUUCGCCUCUGCGGAGGAAGCCCUGCAGGCAGCAGCCCACGUGCUGGAAGCCGGCGAGCACCCGCCUGGGCCCCUGGGAACACGAGGUGCUAUGCACGAGGCCGCCCGUAUCCUGCUGGGCUCGGGCCCUGCCAACCAGAAAGGCUACACGCUGGCUGCACUUGGGCACCUGGCACAGACCCUGGGCCGGGCCCGGAAAGAGGCUGUGGCCAGGGAAGAACGAGAUCGCUUCUACCGGGCCCGGAAGAAGUGCCAGUUCCUGAUGGCCUGGACCAACGAAAAUGAGGCGGCCCUCACGCCCCUAGCCCUAGACUGUGCCAGGGCCCACAGAGCCCAUGCCAUGGCAGCCGAGGAGGUGGCAGCCCUCACUGGGGAGCUGGAGCGGCUUUGGGGAGGCCCUGUGCCACCUGCCUCAAGGAUUCUCAUUGAGGAGCUCCCUGGCUGAACUGGGGACCUUUGUCAUUAAUAAAGCUGUGACUGAUCUGC